AUGAAGGUGAGCGGUCAGAAGGUUAAGGAAGUGGACAAGGAGGAGCUUCCCGAAUCCCGGCGAGCCUUCAGGAACCUCUUCAACUGCUUCUAUGCCUUGGGAAUGCAGGCACCGGACGGAAGUCGUCCUACAAAGAGCGCCACCUGGCGGCGAAUCUACCGCUGCUUUUCGGUGGUCAUGUACGUGUGGCAGCUGCUCGUGGUGCCCACGUGCUUUGUGAUCAGCUACCGUUACAUGGGCGGCAUGGAGAUCACCCAGGUGCUGACCUCCGCCCAGGUGGCCAUCGAUGCGGUCAUCCUGCCCGCGAAGAUUGUGGCCUUGGCCUGGAAUUUGCCCCUGCUGCGGCGGGCGGAGCAUCAUUUGGCCUCGCUGGAUGCCCGGUGCCGGGAUCGGGAGGAGUUUCAGCUGAUCCUCGAUGCGGUGAGGUUCUGCAAUCGGCUCGUCUGGUUCUACCAGAUCUGCUAUGCCAUCUACUCCUCCUCGACCUUCGUGUGCGCCUUCCUGCUCGGCCAGCCGCCCUACGCCCUCUACCUGCCCGGCCUGGACUGGCAGCGCUCCCAGCUGCAGUUCUGCAUCCAGGCGUGGAUCGAGUUCCUCAUCAUGAACUGGACGUGCCUGCACCAGGCCAGCGAUGAUGUCUACGCGGUGAUCUACCUGUAUGUGGUGCGCGUCCAGGUGCAGCUGCUGGCCAGGAGGGUGGAGAAGCUCGGACGCGACGGGCAGGCGGAGGCGGAGGAGAUCUAUCCGGAUGCGAGGCGGCAGGAGGAGCACUGCGCGGAGCUGCAGCGGUGCAUUGUGGACCACCAGACGAUGCUGCGCCUGCUGGGCUGCAUUAGUCCGGUCAUUUCGCGGACCAUCUUCGUGCAGUUCCUGAUCACCGCCGCCAUUAUGGGCACCACCAUGAUCAAUAUAUUUAUAUUUGCGAAUACCAACACCAAGAUAGCCUCGAUUAUCUACUUGAUGGCAGUGACCCUGCAGACGGCGCCGUGCUGCUACCAGGCCACCUCGCUGAUGCUGGACAACGAGAAGCUCGCCCUGGCCAUCUUCCAGUGCCAGUGGCUCGGCCAGUGCGCCCGGUUCCGCAAGAUGCUCCUCUACUACCUCCAUCGCGCCCAGCAGCCCAUCGCCCUGACGGCCAUGAAGCUGUUCCCCAUCAACCUGGCCACCUACUUCAGCAUAGCCAAGUUCUCAUUUUCGCUCUACACGCUCAUCAAGGGGAUGAAUCUCGGCGAGCGAUUCACCAAGACAAAUUAA
This is a messenger RNA of Drosophila takahashii, 1254 nucleotides long. It is a transcript of the gene Or7a, whose product is annotated as Odorant receptor 7a. Gene Ontology annotation, biological process: detection of chemical stimulus involved in sensory perception of smell; sensory perception of smell. Lineage: Eukaryota; Metazoa; Arthropoda; Insecta; Diptera; Drosophilidae. The record is from RefSeq and is a predicted model, not a curated record. Gene Ontology annotation, molecular function: odorant binding; olfactory receptor activity. Gene Ontology annotation, cellular component: plasma membrane.